AUGGAGCGGGUCGAUCGCUUUAACCUCGCCACCCAGAAGUUCGAAAACUUUGGACGCAUGCCAUUUCGACCGAAUGCCAACUUCAUGCACUUUCACAACAACUCAAUCAUUGCUGUUAGCAAUGGAAGAGGUUCGGACAUAGUCACAUUCAACCUCCAAACCCAGGCCACGGUGGUGAUUGUCAAUGCAAACGACUUGGGUCUCUAUACUGAAUUUGGCACCAGUUGCUUCGAUGGCCACGACAACCUCUACUUUAUUGUCAAGAAGUCCCCCGCAGACAGGUUCUAUCGCUACACUCUGUCGACAAAGAGCUUGACCGAUCUGUGCCAAAUGUACCACCUCGCUCCUGGACCAAGGGGAGUCAAUUAUCUCCAUCUUCAAUCAAACUGUUGGUCAUACGUCAAUGACAAGAUCGACAAUAAUGGAUGGGACGCAGCUUUAUUUAGUACCACUGGACAAAUGUCCUCUGCUCCAAGAGUAUUGGACUUGUAA
This is a messenger RNA of Acytostelium subglobosum LB1, 492 nucleotides long. RefSeq lists its product as hypothetical. The transcript is spliced from 3 exons. Bases 1 to 492 code for a protein of 163 amino acids. The record is from RefSeq and is a predicted model, not a curated record. Lineage: Eukaryota; Evosea; Eumycetozoa; Acytosteliales; Acytosteliaceae.